AUGUGCUUAGUGGCCGAGAAGUUACAAAUCGGUCAACAUUCAAGGUCGAGUGAUGACAAUGGAGCCAGUCGCGAUGCGCAGACAAAGGCAGUGAUAGGUGAAGUAGUAGUCACAAAAAAAAAGGUCACACUGAAUAUAGCUCUUUCUGCAUUUAUAAUUUUGGAUGAUGAAGACAUCAUACAAGAAAAGCAUCCAACUGAGUUGAUUUCGUAUGCGUCUUUUCCAUCACAGGUAUCUUCAAUGUAUGUGUUUUUUAGUAAUACUCCUCGCCAGUCGGUUUCAAAUGGUCCCAGGCCUGCAACCCCUGCUCCUGCCGUCGUGUCCCCUGCUUUAAAACUUAUCUUAACCAUAUCAAACUCGUUUGUCUUAGAUGUGUUAAACCAUGCGGUCGCUGAAGGAUUAGCACAACAGUCUUGGUUUCAUGGGUUUGUUGAAAGAAACGCUGCUGAAUCCAAGUUACAUAGAGAGGGAGAUUUUCUGGUUCGCAUGAGUCAAAAUACAGUUAACAAUUUUGUCUUGUCAGUUAUAUCAAAUUCAACACCAGCUCAUCUUUUAUUGCUGGAUGAGAACGACUUGAAGGUGCGCGAACAGGAACAGUUUUUUAGUACCGUGGUAGAAAUGAUUGAGUAUCAUUUUCGUAACGAAGUGCCCAUUGUUGCUGAUGGCCUUGCUCUUCGCCUUAUCCGUCCAAUUGAAAACGAUGCUGUUCGUAACCAACAUCAGGUAUUCGCCAAUAAUUCGCAUCCAUUAGUUCAACGCAUGUAA
Enterobius vermicularis (human pinworm) is the source of this 765-nucleotide messenger RNA. NCBI's taxonomy places the organism in Eukaryota, Metazoa, Nematoda, Chromadorea, Rhabditida, Oxyuridae. The record is from the annotation of a GenBank genome assembly.